Molecule: messenger RNA, 916 nt
Organism: Orbicella faveolata
Lineage: Eukaryota; Metazoa; Cnidaria; Anthozoa; Scleractinia; Merulinidae
Product: macrophage mannose receptor 1-like
Source: RefSeq, a predicted model, not a curated record
CUUUAAUGGUUUUGAAAAACCAAGAUUAUAACAAAUAGUUUUAGAUCGAAAUCUUAAUACAGUGCAAAGGUGCAGUAGUCUCAUUAAUAUGAAUUUUCAUAUUCAGUCAAAGGUUAUUACUCAAUGACGCAUCCAUAUCUUAUCACUUAGGUUCCCUGGAAAUAAAAUGGGGCACAAGUUCACCGAAUAAAAUAUUUGAAGGCAAACCAAUGAAGCUGGAAUGCCAUUUCUUGGGAUGGCCUCUCCCUCACGAGGUCCAUUGGUACAAGGAUGGAGAACUAAUCACAAACGGAACAGAAGGUAUUUAUCAGUCAGAAGAGAAUGGAGAGAAAACUCUCCGGAGCACACUUCAUCUUCCGUCGGGACGCGAGGAACUGGAAGGAUUCUACAAUUGCAGCGCAAGAAACGGUAUUUCAAACAGCGCGUCUUAUACGAUACAGAUGAUAUAUCAAUGUAACUCAGGAAAAAUUCCAACCGUUACCCUAUCGGAGAUUGCUGCAAACAUAUCUUCUAAUGUCAGCCUGUCAUGCUGGAUUGACUAUGAUGACUAUUGUCCACUAGAAUUGCUUUGGAAGUUUAACGACGAACCGGAACCCUUGCCUGAAAGCGGUAAAAAGUAUAAAGUGGAACUAAAAGAUACACACACCAAAUGCCAGAAAGAACUGCUCCUGUCUAUUUUUAACGUGACAGAAAAUGAUCAGGGGAUAUACAGUUGCCACCGGCUCUGCGAAAGUGUCAAUUUGAAAGCUGUCAUUGAUUUGAAAGUAUUCGCACCAAUAGGUUAGACAUUAUUUAAGGUCAAAUACGACAUAACUUCUCUAAUUGUUUUCUUUGUCCUAAAUGUAUGGGUCAUGGUAACGAUAGUCAUAUACAAAUUAACCCGUAAGAACUGAAACUCGAUCGCUGUCCAGGUGGU